GCCAAAACCUGUAAGCCUAAACCCAACUCAUCUCUUAUCAGUAUUUGUACAAGCCUCAAAUAGCAAUGAUGACAAACACAACGUACCAGACUGGUAAGAAUGAUGGAACCUUUGUGGGAGUGAAUAGCGGUACCAUCACGAUUUCCUCAGGGCAACCGGUCUCAUUCGAUCAAGGCUUGUUGCGUGAUCUGCGAAGAGCACUUUUUGUCACGGAUCCCGAAGAAGAUAGAGCUGCGCUCAAACUAAGGAAAGGUGAUCGGGCACAGGGCACCUGCGAUUGGAUGCUAGAAACGGAUGAAAUUCGGGAAUGGUUAGAUGAAGAAAAUGACGGAGGAUCCAAUAUCAUGUGGCUGUAUGGGAAUCCCGGGACGGGAAAAUCCACAAUGGCCAUCACACUUACCGAUGAAAUUGCGAAGCAAGAGCCGUUUCUUGACGGUAGUAAAACGCUGACAUAUUUCUUCUGUGACUCCGCCGAUGAGAGGCGAAGAACGGUGACUGCACUCUUACGGGGACUGCUCUACCAGUUUCAAAGACAGCACUCGCACUUUCUCAACCACUUCCAAGACAGGUUUUUGGAGCGUGGAAAAGAUUUGUUUGAUUCCUUUGAGGCGUUGUGGUCCAUUUUCAUACGCAUAAUCAAUGACGAAUCGAUUGGCCACAAAUACUGCGUCAUUGACGCUUUGGAUGAAUGUGAGAACAGUUCGCAACUUCUUACGCAGCUUGACCAAUACUACCGCAACCUUCCGAAGCAACACGAGAACAGACUACAUAUACUCAUUACCAGUCGACCAUAUCCUGAAAUCUGUGAAUAUCUUCAAUCUUUCCGACACAAGGAUCUCGGGCAAUAUCAUCAGAGGAAGCAAGACAUCAAACAAAUGAUCACCGAGAAAGUGCAGGAUCUGAAGCGGAGAAAGAACUACACCGCACGCAUUGAGCGAGAAGUCACCCAAAUUCUCCUUGACAAGGCAGAAGGGACGUUUCUGUGGAUUGGAAUCGCCUGCCAAGAACUGUCAAGUGUCCGCGUGAGAGACGCGGUCCAGACCCUCCAAAGACUACCUCGGGGGCUUGAUUCUCUAUAUCGGGAACUACUUGAUAAUGCUAUUCAGCAGGGAGAGAUCGAGAAGACAAAGAUUAUUGAGAUUCUUCAAUUUGUUGCUGUAGCUAAAAUUACAAUGACCGUAUCCCAGUUGUCACGAGCGUGUCGGUCUUACGAGGACGACGACGACGAAGAAAGAAUCGCCUUCUUUAAAGACGACAUCCGGAUGUGUCGAUUAAUGGUAAUCAUUGAAGGCAAUUUUGUCCGGCUAUUACACAAGUCGGUCGAGGACUUUCUACUUGGAGUGGACAAUGAUGACGUUACACAACGCCUCAAGGCUCAUGCAGCUCUUUCUUAUCGCUGCAUCAGCUACAUAGUCAAUUGGGAUUUGAACAAUCGAUCCACUGACCAAGAUUUCCUUCAGUACUCUACUCAUUUUUGGACAACACAUGCCCAUCUAGCCAAGAAAGAAUUCUCUAUCCUGGAACAACACAGAGCUUUCUACGACUUUGCAGCGAGCCAUUGGAUUAAGUGGUGGAGCAUCUUCACAGAAGGUACCUCGACAAUAUGUACUUCCAGCUUCACUCUCUUUCAUGCUGCGGCGAAUUGGGAUAUUGAGGCCCUGGCCGAGCUUGGACUGGAAAUGCUUGUCGACAACAAAAUGGGGCCUCGUUCAGUCAAGUAUGAUGAUCGCGAAUUUAAGUACUUGUCGCAUAAGGGCACGCCUUUGAGGAUCGCAGCGUCGCAAGGACAUACUAACAUCAUCCAAAUGCUGUUGAACAGCGCUGAUAUGACGCUGGAGAUAAAUGCUGAAAUUAUACACGCAGCAACAAAGAAUACUACCCGCGGAUCUGAGAUCCUACAGCUUUUCCUAGACUUCACAAAAGGCAAUCUUCUAAUGACGGAAAGCAUUUUGGAACUUGCAGCACGAAAUACAGGAUGUGGAUUCGAGAUUCUCCAGAUCAUUUUCAGUCAUUACGGAGACAGCAUCCGCCCUCAAAUAUCGGAAAAUGUAAUGAAGCACGCUAUGGCGAAUCAGGAAAAUGGGAGCAAGCUGGUGGGCUUGAUUGCAGGGAGAUUUCCCGGCAUAAUGAACACCUUGGCAACCCAUGAAGCCUUCAAGUUCGCAAUUUCGAACGAUCGAGACAACAUCAAGCUCGUUGACUUAUUAUUUACUCAUGCAAGUGAGGUAAUCAUAUCGGAGCAGAUUGUCGAGACUGCGAUACCCAGUAGAAAGAACACCAGGGAAAUAACGCUUCAGCUUUUUUCGCGUGCAGACCGAGCCAGUGUUUUGACAGAGAGAAUUAUAUUGAAUGCUGCAUCCCACAGCACCCAGCUAUGCCAGGAUCUAAUCAGGAUGACUCUAGAAACCGCCGCACAGUCUCGGUUCUCAGCAGGAUUAAAGCAUCUCAUUGUUAGUUGGUGCGACGUGACAUCGAUGAACCUCUUUCUGCAUGUGAUGGACAGUCAAAGUUUCAUCAAUCAGAACAUGAUAGCUGGAGUAAAGGAUGAAGAUGCCAGGGAGAUUCUGAGAACCCGAAUGAAACUUCAAUGCCUUCCAACCGCAGCGAGCACUCCGACAGCCGAAAGUCACAUUGAUUCGCACUCACACCGCCUUUCUAUCAGGCAGAUCAACGUUAUAGAAGAUCAUACUGAUGAGGUAUGGACGUCUGCGUUCUCGCCCAAUGGAGACAGACUUGCCUCCGGUGGUAGGGACAACAUAAUCCGAGUGUAUGACUGCAUGAAAUUUGUGUCCGUAGCUCAAUUAAUAGGUCAUAAAGAACCUGUUACAUGUCUAGCAUGGAGUCCCAAAGGUGCAGAAUUGAUCAGUGGUUCCUUCAACGGAAGCAUUCGAAUAUGGAAUGCAGAGACAUAUGCGUGUCUAAUCGUGUUGAACAAUCACAAGUCAAUAAUCUCAGCGAUCUCGUGGGUACCUGACGGUCAAACCUUCAUUAGCUCGUCAUAUAGUGAGUGUUUUUGCCAUUGGACUAAGGCUGGAGAACUUCUGCACACUGUGAAGACAAGAUUUAGUGCCAGAUAUGCAUGCAUCGCGCCAGAUGGCACUCAGUUGAUAAUGGCUUCUUCGCACCAUCAGCUUGAGUUCUACUGCCUGAAGACCUACUCACGCAUUAUUUCGCAUCCCUUGGAGGCAAAUGCAUCUUCCAUUGCCGUUGAGCAUGAUACAGGUCUGGCCCUUUUGGACUUGGGGUCUGGUGAAAUGCAAGUCAUCGACCUCAGCAACGGAGUCAUUGCUCAACGGUAUCAGUGUGCUCGAUCGAAGGGUAUAUUUCUAACCAGAGGCACCUUCUUCGCCCCUCAUAAUUCCCUCAUCCUUGGAUGCCGUGAAAACAGCAAAAUCUGUGUUUGGGACCGACAUACUGGGUUGCUUGUGGAUGUACUAGAUCAUCACAAGCAUGGCUGUGUGAACUCCGUCUCAGUGAAUCCGGCCAACCCAAAUAUGUUCAUAUCUACUGGUGAUGAUCAUACGGUGAGAGUGUGGGAGAUGGGACCAAGAGCCAUAUAAUCUAUCAUAACAUGCUUCUUUUGUCACUCCAUUGCAAGCUCCAGCCCAUUGAGGCCUCAGGCAACGAAGGGUAUCCAAUACAAACUCACACUUGCCCUCUGUUUCUGUUUUUAACUAUUCUUUACUCUCUCCUGGUAUUCUGCCGCUGCGGUAUAUGCCCCAAUGAUUCGAUUAUCGCCGAAGC
Molecule: messenger RNA, 3744 nt
Organism: Aspergillus fijiensis CBS 313.89
Lineage: Eukaryota; Fungi; Ascomycota; Eurotiomycetes; Eurotiales; Aspergillaceae
Product: WD40 repeat-like protein
Exons: 3
Coding region: 66-3560 (1164 amino acids)
Biological process (GO): proteasome-mediated ubiquitin-dependent protein catabolic process
Cellular component (GO): GID complex
Molecular function (GO): protein binding
Source: RefSeq, a predicted model, not a curated record